UGCAUUUGUUGUGUUGAAGAAAUCCGAGGCAGGAAAACGACGGAGCCUUUGGACCAAAAUGGCACAAAUCCUGUUGAGAAACAUCACCAGAGCCAGCAAUGUGACACUGCUCGCCAACACGACGGCACCCAUCAGCUUGGCAGUCGCCUCCAACACCAGAUGUCAGGUACACACAACGCCGGUCUGCUGUGAGAUACGGAAAUUGGCCCGACUGCGGGUCGUGGAUAACAGUGAUCUUGGGAAGCGUGCAAUGGCUGAAGGUCGUCCACCCCGCUGCAUACAUGUGUACAACAAACGUGGCGUUGGCCUAAUUGGCGACAAAGUGCUUGUGGCCAUCAAGGGACAAAUGAAGAAGGGUAUUCUCGUUGGCCUCAAGCAGAAGCAGCGACUGAAGCAACCGCAAUUCGAUAGCAACAAUUUGGUGCUCAUCGAUGACAAUGGCAGUCCGUUGGGCACACGCAUCCAUGUGCCGAUACCCACUGUGCUGCGUACCAUCCUCAAGGAGAAGACGUUAUCAAAGGGUGCCGAUUACACAAAAGUGUUGGCCAUUGCCAGUCGUUAUGUUUAGCAAACACAUUUGAAUUAAUGCCGAAAAUAAAUAUGUAAUGUAAUGUAAUAAAGAAAACACGUUCAUUGUUAUAG
Molecule: messenger RNA, 642 nt
Organism: Drosophila innubila
Lineage: Eukaryota; Metazoa; Arthropoda; Insecta; Diptera; Drosophilidae
Gene: mRpL14
Product: 39S ribosomal protein L14, mitochondrial
Exons: 1
Coding region: 59-568 (169 amino acids)
Biological process (GO): translation
Cellular component (GO): ribosome; mitochondrion
Molecular function (GO): structural constituent of ribosome
Source: RefSeq, a predicted model, not a curated record